Molecule: messenger RNA, 7640 nt
Organism: Asparagus officinalis (garden asparagus)
Lineage: Eukaryota; Viridiplantae; Streptophyta; Magnoliopsida; Asparagales; Asparagaceae
Product: dnaJ homolog subfamily C GRV2
Exons: 23
Coding region: 128-7375 (2415 amino acids)
Biological process (GO): endosome organization; receptor-mediated endocytosis; regulation of early endosome to late endosome transport
Cellular component (GO): endosome membrane
Source: RefSeq, a predicted model, not a curated record
UUCAGUGCUUCAUUUGAGGAGGAGGACCUCGGAAUGGGUUCCUUAUAAACUAAAAGUUACCGCUGUUGGUGUUGAACUUCUGGACGGACAAUCAGGAGAUGCACGGUGGUGCUUGGAUUUUAGAGAUAUGGAUUCUCCUGCAAUUGUACUUUUGGCUGAUAGUUAUGGUAAAAGAAGCGCAGAAGGCGGGGGUUUUAUUCUUUGUCCGUUAUAUGGAAGAAAAUCUAAAGCUUUUAUAGCUUCGACUGGAACCUCUAACAGCGCAAUUAUUUCACAUUUGACCAAAGCUGCUAUGUCUACUGUGGGGGUCUUGUUAUCUGUUGACAGUUCUCAGUCGUCAACAAUAUUGGAUUUUAUUAAGAAAAGAGCUAAGGAGGCAGUUGGGGCUGAUGAAACCCCAUAUGGAGGCUGGUCUGUGAUGAGACUGCGCUCUGCUGCUCAUGGGACUGCUAAUGUCAUGGGCUUAACUUUGGGAAUUGGACCUAAAGGUGGGCUAGGAGAGCUAGGCGAUUCUGUACCUCGCCAACUUAUUCUUACCAAGAUUUCUCUUGUUGAAAGACGCCCAGAUAACUAUGAGGCUGUUAUUGUUCGACCACUUUCUGCAGUUAGUUCUCUUGUUCGAUUUGCUGAAGAACCACAAAUGUUUGCAAUCGAAUUCAAUGAUGGAUGCCCUAUUCAGGUCUAUUCGAGUACAUCGCGUGAUAGCUUACUUGCAGCAGUUCGAGAUGUCUUGCAAACAGAAGGACAGUGGCCUGUUCCUGUCUUGCCAAGGCUGACCAUGCCUGGUCACCGCAUAGAUCCUCCAUGCGGAAGGGCCUACUUGCAAAUCCAUCUGCUUCCUCUUGCUCAACAACGUCCUGUUGCUGAUACAGAAACUGCAUCAAUGCAUUUAAAACAUUUAGCUGCAGCUGCUAAAGAUGCUGUAGCUGAAGGGGGCUCAGUUCCAGGGUCAAGAGCAAAGUUGUGGCGAAGAAUAAGGGAGUUUAAUGCGUGUAUUCCAUACAGUGGAUUGCCAUUUAAUAUUGAAGUGCCCGAGGUUGUCCUGAUGGCUUUAAUCACAAUGCUUCCAGCAACACCAAACCUUCCUCCAGAGGCUCCCCCACCUCCACCUCCUUCGCCAAAGGCAGCUGCGACUGUGAUGGGUUUCAUUGCAUGUUUACGCAGGUUACUUUCCUCUAGGAUCGCGGCUUCACAUGUCAUGUCAUUUCCUGCUGCUGUUGGGAGAAUAAUGGGAUUGCUAAGAAAUGGAUCUGAGGGUGUGGCUGCUGAGGCUGCAGGCCUUGUUGCCAUGCUUAUUGGUGGUGGUCCUGGUGAUAAUAGUAUAAUGGUUGACUCAAAGGGAGAGCGACAUGCUACAUUUAUGCAUACAAAAUCUGUACUUUUUGCAAAUCAGAGUUAUGUUACUAUUCUUGUGAACAGGUUGAAACCAUCUUCCAUAUCUCCUUUACUGUCUAUGUCGGUUGUGGAAGUUCUUGAAGCUAUGCUUUGUGAACCUCAUGGUGAAACAACACAACAUACUACUUUUGUCGAAUUAUUACGUCAAGUGGCAGGUUUGCGGCGUCGUUUGUUUGUCUUGUUUGGCCACCCUGCAGAAAGUGUGAGAGAGACAGUUGCUGUCAUCAUGCGGACGAUUGCAGAAGAGGAUGCAAUUGCAGCUGAGUCAAUGCGUGAUGCUGCUUUGAGAGAUGGUGCACUUUUGAGACACUUGUCACAUGCUUUUUUCCUACCUGCUGGUGAGCGACGUGAUGUUAGCAGGCAGCUUGUGGCACUUUGGGCUGAUUCUUAUCAACCUGCUCUUGAUUUACUUUCCAGAGUUCUUCCUCCUGGGCUUGUUGCGUAUUUGCGCACACGUUCGGAUGAGGGAUCUGAAUACGCACAGGAGCAAUUAAAUGAAGAAGCAAGUUUAAAUAGGAGAAGGCAGAGGCGUAUACUUCAGCAGAGGAGGGGUCGACCUGGAAGAACUAUAGCAUCACAGGACCAUGUGACACCUUCUCUUAACACUAUCGAAGAAAGUGAUUUCACAAAGCAUACUGGGAGUGCACCUCCACUAGGAACUGAAAACUCUCAGAGGCCUUACCAAGAGUCAAAUUUUGUUCAAUCUUCAGUUACCUCAUCAGUCUCUCCAUUGGGAAACGCCUUGGGUGAAUCUUCCUAUGCAGGAUUUCAUAAUGCUGCCGUGGCGCCUGAUUCUGGGGAUACUGUUCUUCAGACUGCUGCGCCACAGGUGUCGAAUUCAAAUGCUUCAGAAUCAGCUCAGUCAGAUGCCAUAAAUUCUGACCUCCCUGCUCCCGCUCAGGUGGUUGUUGAGAACACACCUGUCGGAUCUGGCAGAUUGCUCUGUAAUUGGUAUGAGUUUUGGAAAGCAUUUGGUCUAGAUCACAACCGAGCUGACUUGAUAUGGAAUGAACGGACAAGGCAAGAGCUUAGAGAAUCUUUACAAGCAGAAGUUCACAAGUUAGACGUUGAGAAGGAGAGAACAGAAGACAUUGUUCCUGGUUGUGCAAUGGUUGAGAUUACAUCAGGGCAGGAUAAUGCACCUCAGAUAUCUUGGAACUAUGCCGAGUUCUCAGUUAGUUACCCCAGCCUAUCAAAGGAAGUUUGUGUGGGUCAAUAUUAUCUUCGUUUAUUGCUUGAAAGUGGAAGUAGUUGUCGUGCACAAGAUUUUCCAUUACGUGAUCCUGCUGCAUUUUUUAGGGCAUUAUAUCACCGUUUCCUGUGUGAUGCGGACAUAGGUCUUACAGUGGAUGGAGCUGUACCUGAUGAGUUGGGUUCUUCAGAUGAUUGGUGUGACAUGGGAAGGUUAGAUGGUUUUGGUGGAGGUGGAGGCUCUUCAGUGAGAGAACUCUGUGCACGGGCAAUGGCUAUUGUCUAUGAGCAACAUUAUAAAGUGAUAGGUCCUUUUGAUGGUACUGCUCAUAUUACAGUUCUCUUGGACAGGACCGAUGACCGAGCAUUGAGGCAUCGACUACUUCUACUGUUAAAGGUCUUAAUGAAAGUUCUUUCGAAUGUAGAAGCUUGUGUGUUGGUUGGGGGAUGUGUUUUAGCUGUUGAUCUGUUAACUGUGGCUCAUGAAGCUGCAGAAAGGACUUCUAUACCUUUGCAAUCCAAUUUGAUAGCAGCCACAGCUUUCAUGGAACCGCUAAAAGAAUGGAUGUUUAUUGACAAGGAAGGUGCACAAGUUGGGCCGAUGGAGAAAGAUGCAAUCAGAAGAUUUUGGUCGAAAAAAGCCAUUGACUGGACAACUAAGUGCUGGGCCUCUGGGAUGCCCGACUGGAAGAGACUACGCGAUAUUCGUGAAUUGCGCUGGGCACUUGCAGUUCGUGUUCCUGUUCUCACUCCUGUUCAGGUCGGAGAUUCUGCGCUGUCUAUAUUGCAUUUUAUGGUGUCAGCACAUUCUGAUCUUGAUGAUGCUGGUGAAAUUGUUACUCCAACACCUAGAGUAAAACGAAUUUUGUCAAGCCCACGUUGCAUCCCCCAUGUUGCACAGGCUAUGCUUACUGGAGAGCCAAAUAUUGUUGAUGGUGCUGCUUCCUUAUUGAGGGCUAUUGUAACUAGGAAUCCCAAGGCAAUGAUUCGCUUAUAUAGUACAGGUGCAUUUUAUUUUGCUCUAGCUUAUCCUGGAUCGAAUCUGCUUUCAAUUGCACAUCUCUUCUCUGUGACCCACGUCCACCAAGCAUUUCAUGGUGGAGAAGAAGCUGCUUUAUCCUCGUCUUUAUCAUUGGCAAAACGUAGUGUAUUGGGGGGACUUCUUCCAGCAUCAUUGCUGUAUGUUCUGGAGCGCAGCGGACCAGCUGCUUUUGCUGCAGCAAUGGUUUCUGAUUCUGAUACACCAGAGAUCAUUUGGACUCAUAAGAUGCGAGCAGAAAAUCUGAUUCGUCAGGUUUUGCAGCAUCUUGGUGAUUUUCCCCAAAAAUUGUCACAACACUGUCACGCUUUAUAUGAGUAUGCUCCUAUGCCUCCUGUGACAUAUCCAGAGUUGAAAGAUGAGAUGUGGUGUCAUCGUUAUUACCUGAGAAAUUUAUGUGACGAGAUAAGAUUUCCCAACUGGCCCAUUGUUGAGCAUGUAGAGUUUUUGCAGUCACUACUGGCAAUGUGGCGGGAAGAGUUAACUCGGCGGCCUAUGGAUCUUUCAGAAGAGGAAGCUUGCAAGAUACUAGAGAUCUCUCUGGAUGAAAUUCUAAUUCGUGAUAACACUAGCAACGGCCAGCUGGCAGAUACCAAUGAUAACAGUACUACAACCAAGAAGAUUGAGAACAUUGAUGAAGAAAAACUUAAACGUCAAUACAGAAAGCUGGCAAUAAGAUACCAUCCUGAUAAAAAUCCUGAAGGGAGGGAGAAGUUUGUUGCUGUGCAAAAGGCUUAUGAGAGGUUGCAGGCAACCAUGCAAGGCUUGCAAGGUCCACAAGUCUGGAAAUUGUUGCUUUUGUUGAAGGGUCAAUGCAUCCUGUACAGGCGGUAUGGGGAUGUCUUAGAACCUUUCAAGUAUGCUGGUUAUCCCAUGCUGCUGAAUGCGAUCACUGUGGACAAUGAUGACAGCAAUUUCCUUUCAUCUGAGAGAGCCUCUCUUCUGGUUGCAGCUUCAGAACUAAUUUGGCUGACAUGCGCAUCAUCUUCAUUAAAUGGCGAAGAGCUUAUUAGAGAUGGGGGUAUACCUCUUCUUGCUACACUUCUUUCCCGUUGUAUGUGUGUAGUUCAGCCUACUACGCCUGCAAACGAGCCUGCUGCUGUCAUUGUUACGAAUGUGAUGCACACUUUUUCAGUCUUAAGUCAAUUUGACACUGCAAGAUCUGAGAUGCUCAACUUUGGGGGGCUUGUUGAGGAUAUUGUGCAUGCUACUGAAUUGGAGCUUGCCCCAUCUGCUGUUGAUGCUGCCCUCCAAACUGCAGCGCAUCUUUCUGUAUCAUCUGAAUUGCAGAAUGCUUUACUUGGGGCUGGUUUAUUAUGGUACCUAUUACCUUUGCUACUUCAGUAUGACUCUACUGCAGAGGAGAACGAUAUGAACAAGGCGCCUGGUGUUGGUGCUAGUGUGCAGAUUGCUAAAAACAUGCAUGCCAUUCGUGCAUCUCAGGCUCUUUCAAGACUAUUUGGUCUCUGCAGUGAAGAAAUAUCAACUCCAUAUAAUGAUUCAGCUGCCACUGCACUUAGAGCUUUGCUUACUCCAAAGCUUGCCAACAUGUUAAAAGACCAGGCACCAAAGGAUCUUUUGUCUAAUCUGAACUCGAAUUUGGAGUCUCCAGAAAUAAUUUGGAAUUCCUCAACCCGAGCUGAACUUCUCAAAUUUGUAGAUCAACAGCGUACCAGCCAAGGUCCUGAUGGUUCAUUUGACUUGGCAGAGUCACAUUCUUUCACUUAUCAGGCACUUUCUAAGGAGCUGAAUGUUGGUAAUGUAUACCUUAGGGUUUAUAAUAAUCAGCCAGAUUAUGAGAUAAGUGAACCAGAGGCAUUUUGCGUUGCUCUUCUUAAAUUCAUAUCAGAGCUAGUGAAUAAUUUGAAUGAUUCAAGUAUUCAGAGUAGAUUGGAUAAUAAUGGAUCUCUUGUGGAGCCAUCAGAAGUUCAAGGUGAUAAUCUCAGUGAGCCGGAUAAUGAAGAAAAGUCCAGCAUGGAAGAUAUGACAGAAGAAUCUGAAGUGGUUAAGAACCUUCAUAUGGGAUUGACUUCUCUUCAGAAUCUAUUGACCAGCAAUCCAACUCUGGCUUCUGCAUUUUCUGCUAAAGAACAACUUGUACCCCUUUUUGAGUGUCUUAGUGUAUCUGUUCCAGCAGAAAGCAACAUUCCUCAAAUUUGUCUUCAUGUGUUUUCUCUUCUCACAACAUACGCUCCUUGCUUGGAGGCUAUGGUUGCAGAAAGGGCCAAUCUCAUCCUUCUAUUGCAGUUACUUCACAGUGCUCCUACAUGCAGGGAAGGGGCUCUUGCUGUUCUCUAUUCCUUGGCUGGCACACCUGAGCUUGCUUGGGCAGCAGCUAAGCAUGGUGGAGUAGUGUAUAUUCUGGAACUUAUUUUACCUGUACAAGUUGCAGAAGAAAUCCCUUUGCAGCAAAGAGCAGCAGCUGCAUCAUUGUUGGGUAAGCUUGUUGGACAGCCAAUGCAUGGUCCUAGAGUCUCUAUAACACUGGCUAGGUUCCUACCAGAUGGCUUAGUGUCUGCCAUCAGGGAUGGGCCUGGUGAAGCUGUAGUUGCAUCUCUUGAACAGACAACGGAAACACCGGAACUUGUGUGGACACCAGCAAUGGCAACUUCUCUCUCUGCACAAUUAUCAACUAUGGCAUCUGACCUCUACCAUGAGCAGAUGAAAGGCCGUGUUGUUGAUUGGGAUGUACCAGAACAAGCGUCUAGUCAACAUGUAAUGAAAGAUGAACCACAGGUGGGAGGGAUUUAUGUGAGGCUGUUCUUAAAGGAUCCUAAGUUUCCCCUAAGAAAUCCUAAACGAUUUCUGGAAGGACUUCUGGAUCAAUAUGUUUCAUCAAUUGCUGCCACACAUUAUGAGAAACAUUCAGUUGACUCGGAACUUCCUUUGCUUCUGUCUGCUGCACUUGUGUCCUUGUUGCGGGUGCAUCCAGCACUUGCUGACCACGUUGGAUAUCUCGGUUAUGUUCCAAAGCUUGUUGCUGCAAUGGCCUAUGAAGGAAGACGAGAUAUGAUGGCCUCUGGUGAAGUGAAAAGUGUGGGAAAUUCCAACUCGAAUGAGUUGAAUGGAAGUGAAGAUGAACUCUCAGAAUCCAGUUGCCAAACACCACAAGAACGCGUGCGUCUCAGUUGUUUACGAGUUCUCCAUCAGUUAGCGUCAAGUACAACUUGCGCAGAAGCUAUGGCAGCCACAAGUGCUGGAACACCUCAGGUUGUACCUUUGCUUAUGAAAGCAAUCGGAUGGCAAGGUGGCAGUAUAUUAGCCUUGGAAACACUUAAGCGCGUUGUGGUCGCUGGAAAUAGAGCGAGAGAUGCACUUGUUGCACAAGGCUUGAAGGUUGGUCUUGUGGAAGUGCUUCUGGGCCUUCUUGACUGGAGGUCUGGAGGAAGACAUGGGUUCUGCAUGCAAAUGAAGUGGAAUGAGUCUGAAGCAUCGAUUGGCCGUGUGCUCGCAGUGGAGGUAUUGCAUGCAUUUGCAACUGAAGGCGCUCAUUGUGCUAAAGUUCGUGAAAUUUUGAAUGCUUCUAAUAUAUGGAGUGCAUAUAAAGAUCAGAAACACGAUCUUUUCCUCCCUUCGAAUGCACAAUCUGCUGCUGCUGGAGUUGCGGGACUCAUCGAGAGCUCGUCUUCAAGACUUCCUUAUGCUCUUGCUGCUCCUCCUCCACAACCUGCUCUUGUACGGCUUCCCUCCACUUCUACUGCUACUACUGUUGCAGCUCCAAACACCAAUCGAGCCAGGCAGUCGCUGUAGAAAAGCAAAAGAGAAAAUACCUCUACACAAGCCAUACCUUUUAAUUUAUCAGAGUACAUAAAAAUGUACAGUCUCUUGAUUUUUGUGAUGAGUUCAUUCAUUUCCUUGUAAAGCUGACGUCUGUAGGUUUUGUAACAUAUCUACCAAUAUAUACCAUGAAAUAAGCAAGAUGGGUUCCAUUGUGUACUACUACCAGCUCUGAGAUAAGAUGCUGUAUGUAAACAAAGGCUUUGAGACACUGUACAUACAUACUCUUGAUGAUUUC